GGGAGGGGCGGCGCGGCCCGGGCCGGGGAGCGGGCGGCUUUGGGGCCGUUGUCGGCCUGGUUUAGCCGGGCCGGCUUAGGCGAGGGGCCAUGGCGAGCUCGGAGCGCAGCGCGCUGCUCACGUACCGCCUGUGCGGCGGCUCCGGCGAAGACGAGCGGGGCCGGGAACGUGGCCGGGCCGCCGCCGCCGCCACCCCCCGCAAGCUGCCCACGUUCCUGGGCGUCGUGGUGCCCACGCUGCUCUCCAUGUUCAGCGUCGUCCUCUUCCUACGCCUCGGGUUCGUGGUGGGCCACGCCGGAUUGUACCAAGCUCUGGCCAUGUUUGCAGUGGCCUACUUCAUCAUCGGCAUGACGGUGCUGUCGGUGUGUGCCAUCGCCACCAACGGGGCACUGGAUGCUGGAGGAGCCUAUUACAUGAUCAGUCGUGCCCUGGGCCCGGAGUUUGGGGGCAGCAUUGGGAUCAUGUUUUUCCUGGCCAACGUGUGUGGCAGUGCCCUCUACCUGCUGGGGCUGGUGGAGGCAGUGGUGGACAGCUUCGGGAUCCCGCCAGGGCAGGAAGUGGGUUCAGGCAUCCACGUCCUCCCCCGGAGCUAUUGGUACGAGCUGCUCUACGGCACCAUCCUGCUGGCCCUGUGCCUCGUCGUGUGCCUGGUGGGUGCCUCCAUCUAUGCCAAAGCCACCUUCCUCAUCUUCCUCAUCGUGGCGGGUGUGCUGGGCACCAUCCUCGUCAGCUUCUUCGUCACGCGACCCCUCGGUGUGCCCAUCCGCAUGCAGCACCUCAACAGCUCGGAGAUUGAGAACGGCAGCUUCACGGGCUUCUCACUAGCCACUCUGCGAGAAAACCUGGGCGGUGGGUACGGGGUGGACUACACCACGGGGCAGAUGAUGAGUUUCAGCACUGUCUUCGCAGUGAUGUUCAAUGGCUGCACCGGCAUCAUGGCAGGCUCCAACAUGUCAGGGGACCUGAAGCGCCCGAGCUACUCCAUCCCACGGGGCACCAUCUCUGCUGUGCUCUUCACUUACCUCGUCUACAACCUGCUGGCUUUCCUCAUGUGUGCCACCUGCAACAGGACCCUCCUGCAGAAGGAUUAUGGCUUCCUGCGUGACAUCAGUAUCUUCCCACCUCUGGUCACGGUGGGCAUCUAUGCUGCCACGCUCUCCGCUGCCAUGAGCAACCUCAUCGGGGCAUCCCGCAUCCUCUAUGCCCUGGCACGGGAUGAUCUCUUUGGCCGGGCGCUGACGCUUGCCAAGAAGACAUCUGCAAGCGGGAACCCCAUCAUGGCAGUCAUCCUCUCCUGGCUGGUGGUGCAGCUGGUGCUCUUCUCUGGAAAGCUCAACACCAUUGCAGGGGUUGUCACUACCUUCUUCCUGUUGGUUUAUGCCACUGUCAACCUGGCCUGCCUGGCACUGGAGUGGGCAUCGGCCCCCAACUUCAGGCCCACCUUUCGCUACUUCAGCUGGCACACGUGCCUGCUGGGCAUCGCCGGCUGCUGCGUCAUGAUGUUCCUCAUCAGCCCCGUGUCGGCCUCGGCGAGCCUAGGCUUCCUCCUCAUCCUCCUCCUCGCCCUCCACUACCUCUCACCCAGCAGCACCUGGGGCUAUAUCAGCCAGGCUCUCAUCUUCCACCAGGUGCGGAAGUACCUGCUGAUGCUGGAUGUGAGGAAGGACCACGUGAAGUUCUGGCGCCCACAGAUGCUGCUGAUGGUGCAGAACCCACGGGGCAGCGCCCGCCUCAUUGACUUUGUCAAUGACCUCAAGAAGAGUGGCCUUUAUGUCCUGGGCCACGUGGAGCUACAAGACUUGGACACACUGCCCUCAGACCCGCUGCAGCCCCAGCAGGACUCAUGGCUGAGCUUGGUGGACAAGCUGAAUGUCAAGGCCUUCAUCAGCCUCACCCUCGCGCCCUCGGUGCGGCACGGCGUCCGGCAGCUCCUCUUCACCUCUGGCCUUGGCGGCAUGCGCCCCAACACGCUGGUGCUGGGCUUCUACGAUGAUGCGGCACCACAGGACAGCCUGGCCCAGCACCCUGCCUUCACCAGCGCCCGCGAGGAGCUGCCCCUGGGCUUCCCCCCGCUGCGGGCCGCCACCACCCCCAAGCUGCUGUCUCCACGCGAGUACGUCGGCAUCGUGGCUGACGCCCUGAAGAUGCUCCGCAACGUCCUGCUGGUCCGGCACCUGGAGAGCCUGGACAAGGUGUGGGAGCUGCGCCGGGCCGCCAGCCCUCCGCCUUCCAUCCACGUUUGGCCCGUCAACCUGCUGCGGCCCGACAGCGCCCGCUACGCCGACACGUGCAGCCUCUUCCUGCUGCAGAUGGCCUGCGUGCUCAACAUGGCGCGGGCCUGGCGCCGGGCCCGCCUGCGCCUCUUCCUUUGCGUGGAGGCGGGCGCCAUGCCCCACGCGCAGGAGGACAAGCUGCGCCAGCUCCUCAAGGACCUGCGCAUCCAGGCCCAGAUUCAGCUGGUGCCGUGGGAUGGGGUGGUCCGCCUGCACUGGCAGGCCCCACGGGGACCCCCCGGCGGCCCGGCGCCCGCUGAGGAGGAAGAGACGGCGGUGAACUUCCCCCCCAACACCACCCAAGUGUCGGAUGAGUACGUCUGUGCCGCCAACAAGAUGGUGCUGGAGCAGGGCCCGGCGCCUGCUGUCCGCUUCCUCUAUUUGCCACGGCCUCCGGCCGACACCGGGCUGUACCCCCUGUACCUGCGGCAGCUGGAGCUGCUCACCCGCGACCUUGGCCCUACUGUGCUGGUGCACGGGGUGAGCGCCGUCACCAGCACCCAGCUGUAGGAUUGUCCCCGUGUCCCCAACCCUCCUGCAGUCAGUGCCUUACAGCUCCGGGCUGGGCACGGCCUGGGGGGGGAGCUGGCCCUUGCCGUGACUCCCGUUUGCAGGCCUUGUUCUAGGGGCUGCGCUGGGAGGAGAGUAGGGGGUUUGGGUUUUUGGGGGGAGGCACAGCAUUUAAAGCUGCUCUGGCGGGAUCCGGGCACUUAAUGCAAUCACUGUGCCUUUUCUUUGGGGUCCACGGGGGGUCCCGUUUUGCUACUGGGAGCCCUUUGCCUGCAGCCCUCACCCCGUACUCUCCUCCGCAGGCUCCUCCGGGCACCCAGCCAGCAGCGGGGAUUGAUUAAAGGCAGCCUCGACCUUGGUGCCCCGGCUCCCCGCCAUCCUCCGUGCCUUUCAUUAGGGAAAAUUAAAUGGGAAGGGGUUGGGGGAAGGGAGCCCGUGUGCCUGAGUUCCCUGCUUGAGGCUGGAGAAGGAGGGGGCAGCCCUUCGUGGAUGUGCCACCCUAUGAGGUGGGGGUCCUGCUGCUCCCAGAGAGGGGGAAGUGACAGUGGGAGGGGUUGCCCGCGUAGGGCAUUAUAGCCCCGUGCCUACAGGGGCAGUGGCGGAGUGGCAUUGCCCUGACCCCCAGCUCCCCAUGCUGCUCCCCCUCCCAUCCCCUUACCCUACUGUAUUGACUGGGGGAGGGCAGGAGAUUGCCUGGGUGAUGGCGAUAAAUCUAUUGGGUGCCUGGCAGGUGGGCAGCACGCCCGGGUGCUGCCUGAUGAAUUGCUUCCUAUUAGCCCAAAUGGGUGUGGAGGCUGCUUGGGGCCAGGGGCUGUGUGUGUAGGGGGGGGUUAACAGCACAGCCUCUGUCUCCCACUCCCAUCACCACCACGGUGCCAUCAGGCAGCUGUGCUCAGCCAGAGGGCUGGAAAAAUCUGGGUGCUCCCUGGGGAAAUAGAGGGGGGCUGCAUUGCUCCCCACUUCUUGCAGGGGGUUGUGCCUCCCCCCCCCCCCUCCCCAGCAGGACUUGGGGCUGACUCUGCUGCUGGACAUGGGAGGUUGGUCCCUCAGCGUGGGCAUCACACGGCUUCGGCUGCCCACUGCAUUUAUUUACAGUCAGGAACUGGCACAGGGCAGCCGGGCACCAGCGGGACCCGGCAGCCUAUAAUGUUAAUUAUCACCACGUAAUUAAAAGCCCAUAAAAAAGCCUCACACUUCAUUAAAUUAAAGCUUCGCCGUGCCACGCCGCCAGGCUCUGGCAGAGUUAACCUUGGCCGUGCCAGGCCCUGGCACUAGGGAGGUGGGGACCCCCAGUGGGCUUUGUAUUAGGGCACAGUGUUUGGGGGCUUAUGCCUUAUACACACAACACCAUAACACCGUUCAUCACAUGUGGGACGGUGCGCACAUGCUGGGAGCACGCACCCCUAUACCCAGCAUGGCACAUGGGUGCUGGCACGCGCAGCCACGUGUGACCCUGCACACCUUGCACAUGCACCAGGACGUGGCCGGGGGGCUGACUCAGUCCCACACGUGCACGCACCGAGACGUGCACACAUGCACGCAGCAUGCUGCAAAGCCAGCAUCGCACAACGCCCACUCAAUGCACACCUACACAAACAGCAUCCUUUCCUCCCUCCUCGCACACACACCCUCUGCACCCCCACGGCUGUCCGUGCCCAUCUUCCUGGUGCUGUUGGCACCACCAGCCCUCGGCUCACCCUGGGUGCUCCCCGGGUGCUGAAUGGGCCACGGGGACGCUGCCAAGCACUGGGGUGGGGGACACCCCCCUGCCCCAUGGCAAGGGAUGAAAGCGCCCAGCCGUGCCUCAGUUUCCCCAAUAUCUGGGCUGUGCCAAGUGAGGGGGGGAUGCAUGGAGGGACCCUAAUCAGGAACCCCCCGCAGUGCACAGUGAGAGCCAUGUCUGCACCUACAGGGGGGGAGGUGUGAGGGUAUAGGUGUGUGCACUGGUGUGCACAUGGGUGUGUGAGCACACACAUAGGGUGUGCACACGCGUGUGCACGGUGCUGGCACUGGAUGGGGCCGUGGCUGUGGGGUGCCCGCGGGGGUGGGCAGGCAACGGGGCCUCGGCUAUUUCUUGGAAAUUUCGCAGCAUUCAUUUCAGAGCAAAUAAAAGCUGUCAUUGCCAGAGAAA
This is a messenger RNA of Gallus gallus (chicken), 4914 nucleotides long. It is a transcript of the gene SLC12A9, whose product is annotated as solute carrier family 12 member 9. Bases 90 to 2783 code for a protein of 897 amino acids. The transcript has 13 exons. Gene Ontology annotation, cellular component: membrane. NCBI's taxonomy places the organism in Eukaryota, Metazoa, Chordata, Aves, Galliformes, Phasianidae. The record is from RefSeq and is a predicted model, not a curated record. Gene Ontology annotation, biological process: chloride ion homeostasis; potassium ion import across plasma membrane; cell volume homeostasis. Gene Ontology annotation, molecular function: potassium:chloride symporter activity.